Akanthomyces muscarius is the source of this 1872-nucleotide messenger RNA. RefSeq lists its product as uncharacterized. Gene Ontology annotation, molecular function: RNA polymerase II cis-regulatory region sequence-specific DNA binding; DNA-binding transcription factor activity, RNA polymerase II-specific; zinc ion binding. The record is from RefSeq and is a predicted model, not a curated record. Lineage: Eukaryota; Fungi; Ascomycota; Sordariomycetes; Hypocreales; Cordycipitaceae. The transcript is spliced from 5 exons. Gene Ontology annotation, cellular component: nucleus. Gene Ontology annotation, biological process: positive regulation of transcription from RNA polymerase II promoter by galactose; DNA-templated transcription. Bases 1 to 1872 code for a protein of 623 amino acids.
AUGGAUGACCGCGAUCGCUCGUGGGUGCCGCCUCCGCCAACGAUUCCGCUGCAGCAAGAUGCAUAUCAGCCCAUAUCGCCAUCUGAGUCCCGGACAGCACCAACAGACACAAAUAAUGUCGAAUCGGAUUUAUCACCGCUGCGCCACUUGCCGCAGCGAGAGACGCCGGCUCUGGGAAGAGAGUCUCAUGCACGCAUGCUACUCAAUCUGAGAGGAGAGCGAGUAUACAUUGGAGAGGCUGCGCCCAUAUCUUUUCUUCAAUUUGUCCGCGACAUCGUGGCAGCUCAGAUUGGUCCAUCCCAAUUUUCUCACAAUGAUCAGAGCGAAAACAUGCUUGAGAACGAGCCUGCAAUCAACGGCUCCAGUGCACCGACGCCAGGAUUGAUUGAGCUGGACAAUGUGCAGAGAAAGUCAUUUAUACAAGUAUUUUAUGCGGCCACGGGGGGGUUCUUGGAUUUGUUUUCCAGUGAGGAACUCGACCAGCUCGCCUCACUUUCAAGUGAAGAACGCUUUGACCAUGGUCGUCGCCACAUCGAAGCUGUCGCCUCAGCUGUCAUCGCAAUCGGGGCGCAAUGCAAAUCAUCGCUGGAGUCUCAACAAAUAAGCCAAGCGUACUUCCGGCACGCGCAGCGACAAGCGUUCUCAGGCAUGCUUGAGGACCCAAACACCAAUAUUGUACGAGUAUUUCUGCUCAUGGCGUAUUAUAUGCUCGGCUCGUGCAGGAGAAAUUCUGCAUUCAUGUAUCUGGGGAUCGCAUCACGCGCAGCGGUGUCGCUUGGUCUCCAUAGCAAGGACUCCUACGAAGGCAUGAACAGCGUGCACCGCAGUAAUCGAUUGAAACUAUGGAUGAGUCUCUGCAACAUGGACAUGACCGUGAGCUCAUUGCUUGGUCGACCUGCGGCAACAUCGGGUUUGCGAACUGAACUGGACGAAUCCCAUAUCGGCACCCUUGCCAAUCAUGAGGACCAAGACCUAGCAGCCCUUUUUGCUGUCUAUGGAAUUCUUUCGAUAACUACCGACGUGGUGGAGAAUCUAUACAGGAAAAAACUGCCCUCGGUGGCGCUGAUUGAACGAUCAUUUGCCAGGAUUGAAGACUGGAGUCGAUCGAUACCCAAAACCAUGCGCACCAGGCCGAAUCCAGCACCGCGUGGCGCACCCAAUCGUCAGGAUGUCUACAGAUUGCACAUUUCCUGUUUAUACUAUUUUGCUGUGACACUAGUCUCCCGGCCGAUUCUGAUCUCACAGCUCACUUCUCAGUCGAAUGCCUCAGCCAUUACGCUGUCUCCGCUGGCAUCGGCCUGCCUGGACGCGGCAGUCUUUCUCGUGCAGACCUGCACAGAUGCCAAAAAGUCGGAUAACUUGUUUGGAAGCCUGUGCAUCAUGAAGGCUCUGGUGUUUGCAGCGGGGCUGAUUCUCGGCUUCGACAUGUUUGCCAAGCGCGAACUCGACUUUGAAAUCGAAAAUGCCUUUACCGGCGCGAAAGAAAUACUCGGCUUCAUUGCUGAGCAGAGCUCGCAGGCAGCCCAUUACGCAGAAAUUCUGGGGCUGCUGUCCAGCGCAAUCGCGGAACAGCGCCGCAAAACAGCAUCGCAGGGCCGAAGUAAACUCGUCAGUCGCUUGUUUCCUUCUGAUGGAGGCGAUUCGGUUGGUAGAAGCGACGAUGCUCAAUUCCGACCGUCCGAGGGUGCGGCGCAGGCGGCUGUUGGCGAUCGUCUCAUGGCGGAUGGCACUGGUCAUUGGCUAUUUGGACAGCCGCCGACGAUAUCUGCUGAAAUGGAGAGUGACUUGAUAGGCGGAUGGGACGUGCUAGAUUUAUCGCAGUGGGACAACUUUCCAUUUCACAGUCCUAGGAAUUUUGCGAAUGACGGGUAG